Molecule: messenger RNA, 1248 nt
Organism: Suillus bovinus
Lineage: Eukaryota; Fungi; Basidiomycota; Agaricomycetes; Boletales; Suillaceae
Exons: 5
Source: RefSeq, a predicted model, not a curated record
UUUGACGCACUUCCACGAUGGCCUAAUCUGACACAUUUUUCGUCUGUCAUGGCAGUGGAUUUCACUGAUGGUACUGUUCUCGGGGAUCUGUCGAAGAUGAUUAUCUUUGCAGCACAGGAUAUUCUUUCUUCGUCCCACUGCAAACUGGGACACUUACUUCUUCGCUGCAUUUGCUACUACAUUGAGUUCGAUGUCUAUGCCUCAUUCGAAGUCCACACGGAAGAGACGAUUACAGCUGGAAGGUUGGCGCUGCAAAAGUUCUCGGAAAUUAUGGAUAAAUACAUCACUGAAUCGCAGCCUGAAACGAUGAAGAAUUGGAAUUUUCCAAAGAAGCAUUUAAUCUCGCACAUAUUUGAUGAUAUUUUGGCCAAAGGCGUGACCCGCAACUACAGUACCAAGCCCAAUGAAAAAAUGCACGGCUCUCUUCGAAAAAUCUACCUUCAAUGCACGAAUUUCAAGAAUGUUGCUUCUCAGAUCCUUCACUAUGAUGAAUGGCUUCUGACCUCGACGUCUAUGCGCAUCGAACUCGACGAACUCGACAAGUAUAAUCAAGGAGACACUCUCGAUCCCGAGACCAAUGAAACUCUGCCUGAUGCUGGAAACCCCGAAUCUACUACUGUCCAUGCACAUUUAGGUUCGAGGCAAGGCAAUUACUCCUUUUCCGAUAUCAUGCACUCGCAUGGAACUGAUAGGGCCUUCACCGACUUUCGGAUGAAGCUUAACAGCUUCCUGAACGGUUUUCUACCACUAAAUAAUAUUCCAUUACCAGAUGGAAGGCGCAUUCACCUGCAUGCAGAGGACGUGGUAAUGGAGUUUCAGUUUUUGCGCAUUCAUUAUGAAUCACUAGUUGACUGGCGCAUGCACCGAGACUUACUUCAGUGCAACCCGAAGUUCUAUGGAUCACCAAGGUACAACUGUGUCUUGGUGAACACUGCAGACAAGCCGUUUUUCGCUCGCUUAGUGUAUAUGUUCAGCUGCUCAAUUGGCGGCACUGAUUUCCCUCUUGCGCUAAUUCAUCCUUAUGAUGUCAGUAUCCCCAGUAGUCGUCGAAGGCGAGACAACGACCUUGGACUAUGGCGUGUGCAGGCCAAACCUCGCUUAUCCUCUGAAAUCAUUUCCGUCCAGUCAAUCAUUCAUGGAGUUACUCUCACAAGCAAUCCUGAAACACCUGGUGAUUACUUCGUCAUCCACACUGUGGACAAUGACAUAUUUCUUCUAAUCAAGGCCCUCCAAGCUCAACCAUUGUGA